Rhipicephalus microplus (southern cattle tick) is the source of this 3216-nucleotide messenger RNA. Its product is annotated as solute carrier family 25 member 35. NCBI's taxonomy places the organism in Eukaryota, Metazoa, Arthropoda, Arachnida, Ixodida, Ixodidae. The record is from RefSeq and is a predicted model, not a curated record.
AAUUUCGCGUUACUAGGUCAGUAGCGCUCAUUUGUGGGCACCAUUUUAGCCUGUGUUCUCUUACACAGUCAUUAACAAUCGUUGGGACCAGCGUACAUAACUUCAUGUUUUCCCGACUCGGACGCCAGUCGACCGUGGAGCCAGCAACUGCACGUGUGCCGGUGAUGCUUCGUGCUAUGCAUGAAAUCGGACCGCAGCCUCGUUUAUCGUAGAGAGAUCCCGGGGGCUCGCCGCUGCUAUAUAUACUCUUCCUCGUGACCAUAUAGCGACUGAUGCAUCGCGGAGUGGGACGAGUAGAGUAGUCGGAGCACCCUGUCCGUGCCAGACACGGCCGAUAUCCUCGUAUUCCUAUCUGUGAACACUCGGUACAUUCGUGGCAGUGAGCGGUUGUUUGGAGCAGCAGCACCCUCGGCAGGUGGUGAGGAAGGGCAGCGCUCGUUGGGAUAGCGCGCGCGGGAAUUGGCCUGCGAGCCGCUCAGAAGGUUACUGCUGCUGCCUCGAGCGGCGCGCAGCAUGGAAUUUUUGCUUGGCGGACUGGCCGCGUGUGGUGCUGGCUUUUUCACCAAUCCUCUGGAAGUGGUCAAGACACGCAUUCAGUUGCAGGGCGAGCUGCAGGCUCGCGGACGCUACACAGUUCACUACCGCAAUGUGUUUCACGCGUUCUACGCCAUCGGCAAGCACGACGGCCUGCGGGCGCUGCAGAGCGGCCUGUCGCCGGCGCUGUGGUACCAGUUCUUUAUGAAUGGCACCCGCCUGGGCGCCUACCACAUCAUGGAAGACCUGCAGUUGACCAAGAACAAGAACGGUUCCGUCAAUGUGGCCCGCAGCAUCGCCGCUGGUGCCGUGGCCGGAUGCGUGGGCGCCUUCGUGGGAAGCCCACUCUAUCUGGUCAAGGUCCAGCUGCAGGCACAGUCGGCAACGCCCAUAGCUGUGGGCUACCAGCACAACCACGAGAGUAUGCUGGCAGCAUUGCUGCGCAUCUAUCGAAGAGACCACGUGCGGGGCCUGUGGCGAGGGGUCAAUGCAGCCUUGCUAAGGGUAUCUACUGGCUCAGCAGUGCAGCUGACCACCUUCUCCAAGAUCAAGUCUCAGAUCAACCACAUUGCUAUAUUCCGGGAACGACCCUGGUUUGAAGCGCUCGUGGCCAGUUCUGCAAGUGGGUUGGUGGUUGUGGCCACCAUGACUCCAUUUGACGUUUGCUGCACACGUCUAUACAACCAGCCUACAGAUGCCACUGGCAAGGGCAUCAUGUACAGAAAUGUCUUUGACUGCUUUGCAAAGGUGUUCAAGACUGAGGGCCCUAUGGGUUUCUACAAAGGCGUGACAGCCAGCUUCCUCAGGCUUGGCCCCCACACUGUGCUGAGUCUUGUCUUUUGGUCAGAACUGCGGAGGGAAUAUGCACUCUUCUCACAACCCACCGUUGAGGCGGCCUGACGACAUUCUGGCCAGGCAUCUAGUUGCUAGCCCCCUAUCCUUGUUCCUUAGACUGAGCCUUCUGUUCGCACAUCCAAGACGUCACUAGGUGGUUUCAAGUCACUGAAAAUGUUUGGAAUUUUAACAUGGCACGUUUAGUAAUGUCUGCCUGCGUUGCCUGAUUGCAGCUUCACCCUUGCAAAAGCGUGUCUUGACACUUUAGACUGAAUGAUCGCUUUCUUGUCCGCUUUUCAGGCUGCGGAGGUGAGGAUGUGACAUGCUGUUUUGUAAGGCUGCGUCCAAGAAAGUACAAAUGCUGUCUUGUUCGGCAUCCGAAGCAUUGUGGUGCCUCGGAAGUAGACUGUUCGUGUUUGCCAGAUGACGGGAAAAUUUCCGGUGCAUUGUUCCUUGUCCUGUGAAUGUCCUGCAGCCACGAGGAGCACUGAUUCCUCCCCUUGUACAGUAUUUAAGCUUUUCUGUCUUUUUAUAAGAAUGGCUCAUCAUAUGUGCUUAAUGAAGACUGUUGGCAGUGAGUUUUUUGGGACGCACUGUAUUGAGUGCAUAUUUUGAGAUAGUUUUUUUUUUGCGAAGAUCUUUGAAUUGGUGGCUGCAGGGCGCAUUGACUGUGCUGAUGGUGGUGACCCAUCUGGGUCUCUGUGUACAGUUUUUACCUGAGAUUUAUCCACUCGAGCGCAUAGGAUAUUGUUGAGCUACGGAACAAACUAUGCCGAAAAUGCUUUAAGAGUUAAGAAGUGUACAUUUUGGAUACUUGAGAGAUGGAAGCUUCAACCAUUGGUUCUCAUAGCUGUUAAGACUCCAUGUAAGCAUUUUUCCACCGAUUCUUCCUUUUGCUUUGUCCUCUAGUGGCUUGCCUGCACCCGAGUGUGUUCUUGGCCAGAGAGAAAUGCAGUACUAUUUAGGGUGAUUUCAAACUUACUUAGGCAUUGUCCCAUCCAAAGAAUUUGAAGUUAUUUUUAGGGCAUUCAUGAGGCUAUUUGGUACCUGUUGAUGAUAAAACCUUACUUUUCUCAGUAAGCUGCUUGUGUAAGUGGUUGCUUAUUACAUUUUUGUAAAGAUAGAACUAGUGAACAAGCAGGCUUCUAAGGCUGCUUUCUUUGCUGCUAAUGUAUAUAUAUUAUCAAUCUGUAUUUAGCUGCAUUAUGUUGGUAAAACUGGUGCCCAAUGGUUAGAAAUUGCGACAGCUUCAUUUAAUAAUAAAGUGCUGUAGCUUAAGACUGCUAUCUUGAGGUACAAAUCUUUUAUUUUGUUUCACCCUUGUUCACCUGGGAUCUCUGAAUGCACAUAAUGGAAUUGGAGCUUCCCAAGUUUUCAAGAAUCUCAUCUGUGCUCACUUUUGCUCUUCUUAACCAUUUCAUAUGUCAUGAUUAUUUGUACUUGCGAGCUCUCAAGUGUGUUUCAAAAGCUUUUUUUUUUUCUUUUCUUGCAUGGUGGAAGCAGCAUUUAUUUUUUUUGUUGCACACACUGCUGUUCAGUGGCUGUUCAUGUGACCUUAUGUUAAAAAAAAAAAGCUGUAAGUUUGCUUCCUUUGUGUGAGCACAGGAACCAAUGUGGAUCAACCAGUGCACACGAGCACACACUAGAAAGGCAAGAUCCUCUGCUUUUGUUUUGUUGCUUUGUUGUGUAUCCAUACGUUCAAAUGUAGAGAAACACAUUUAUACAUGUACAUUAUUAUUUGUAAGACAGAUAUCAUUUAGUUUGACACUUGUUGCCCAUUUCGCCAGAAGUCCAUACUGUUGGAGCAUGAACUGGGAAACAAUAAAAAUCAACCCUAAAGCUUACAAA